Messenger RNA from Caenorhabditis sp. 36 PRJEB53466, 4175 nucleotides. The record is from the annotation of a GenBank genome assembly. Lineage: Eukaryota; Metazoa; Nematoda; Chromadorea; Rhabditida; Rhabditidae.
AUGACUCCAAAACCAAACACUGCAUCCCCAGCUGCUCCGGUCUCUCUGCUGAGCAAGGACUCUCCGGAUAUUGAGGUAAAUCCACACAAAACUUUGAUCUUUCAAAAGAUCAAAUCGUACUUGCAUUGCCAGCCUAUUAGUGUUUCAUUUCUCUCGAUAAGACUUUCCGAUAAUCAGCGCACGUGCAGUGUCGUACACGUGCAACGGUUGACCGACGUGCGCAUCGAAUCCUUGCAGCGUUAUCAAGUUUCUCACCGAAAACUACCUUUGAAACGUUAUCGAAUGAAUUUCAGGGAAUGUAAAAAGUAAAUUUCAGAGUCUUCUCACUCUGAACCCAAAAGUUCAGUCCAGAGCGAAUGCGAUUCCGAGUGCCGUGACGAAAAAGAACAAGCAUAACUGGAAGAGAAAUGACGAAAAGGGUUGUGGAGCGGUAAUUUCGUUGUGUUAGCACUGAUACGAAUUUUUUCCAAUUUGAGACCUGUGGUGAAUCCAAGCUGAAGAAUGACUUCCGCGACAUCAAGCACACCACUUAUAGUGAACGCGGAGCUUUGAAAGAGGCCAUGAGGUAUGUGGGAGACGAGUAACUUCAUCGGUGACGUAGUGAUCUCCGCAAAACCAACUUAUUGUUUUGAUGAUACUGAUUCUUCUUCUCGACGCGUAGAAAACACAUUAGUCUUAAACCAGAUGAAGGUCAUCACAGUCUUUUUUCAGGUGUUUGAAGUGUGCUGAUGCACCGUGCCAAAAAAGUUGUCCGACUCAGCUGGACGUCAAGAAUUUCAUUACGAGCAUCUCGAACAAGAACUACUAUGGAGCUGCUCGUCAGAUUCUGUCGGACAAUCCAUUGGGUCUUACCUGCGGAAUGAUCUGUCCCACUUCGGACCUUUGUGUUGGAUCCUGUAAUCUGCAAGCAAGUGAAGAAGGUGCUAUCAACAUCGGCGGACUUCAACAAUAUGCUUGCGACGUUAGCAGUUAACCUAAUUCUGAGCAUUACUUAGCAGUUCAGUUUCAGGUGUUCAAGAAGAUGAACGUUCGUCAAAUUGUGUCCAAAGAAAUCCGGGAAAACCGUAACGCUUCUCACAAGGAGCAGAUCGCUCUUAUCGGAUGCGGACCGGCCAGUAUCUCCUGUGCUUCGUUCUUGGCCCGCUUGGGAUACACUGACAUCACCAUUUACGAGAAGCGAGCAUUCAUUGGAGGACUUUCUUCCGCUGAGAUCCCACAAUUCCGUCUCCCAUACGAUGUCGUCGAUUUUGAAAUUCAAUUGGCGAGAGAUAUUGGAGUAAAGAUUGAGACAAACAGAUCUCUUCACAACGAUGAUAUCACUCUUACCAAACUUAAGGUACUAGUAGAAAAACUAAAAUGUAGCAAAUAACCUGAAUUUUAGGAAAGCGGAGCUGCUGCUGUCUUUGUUGGAAUCGGAAACCCAGAGCCAAAAAUCGAUCCACUUUUUGAAGGGUUGACUACUGAAAUGGGAUUCUACACCAGCAAAAACUAUCUUCCGUUGGUCGCCGCCGCUAGCAAGCCAGGAAUGUGUGGCUGCAAGCGUACUCCGUUACCGACCUUGAGAGGACGUGUCGUGGUUCUUGGAGCAGGAGACACCGCAAUGGACUGUGCCACGUCUGCCCUCCGAUGCGGAUCUUCCCGUGUCACUAUUGCUUUCCGUAAGGGAUUCACUGGAAUUCGCGCAGUGCCCGAAGAGGUUUGAUCUCUCAUUUCUCUUUUCAUUCCAUUUCUUGUUCUUUUUGAUCUUGUGAACAGUAAACCCUUUAGAUGGAAGCUGCGAAGGAGGAGAAGUGCGAGUUCCUUCCGUUUUCGGCACCCCGCAAGAUUAAUGUGAAAGAUGGCCGCAUUGUGUCGAUCGAAUUCAACAAAACCGAACAAGACGACAACGGCAAAUGGUCGGUGUGAAAUGAGAACAAAUGAGUGAAUUUAGGUGAAAUUUGUCUUUUGCAGGUACGAGGACGAGGAACAGAUUGUCAUCUUGAAAUGCGACUACGUGAUUUCCGCGUUUGGAUCCACGUUGAAAGAAGAUGCAGGUUAGUUGCCGACAGAAGAGUCCUGGCAUUGUUUCUCGACAAGAUUCUGAUCGUUUUCUUCUUGGAUAGCCAUGAAAAAGCACCUGUUGUUGAUCUUUGAUUUACGAAAAACCAGUCGCUAUUUUAGAAUUGAUCAUUGAACUAUUACAGUCCUAUCCGCUCUUCAACCAUGCCAGCUGAACAAGUGGGGUGGAAUUGAUGUUAAUCCGACUACUCAGCAGACUUCUGAGAAAUGGGUCUUUGCGGGAGGAGAUGUUGCCGGCGUUGCUGAGACUACGGUAGAGUCCGUCAAUGAUGGAAAGGUGGGAAACAGGUCGAAACAGGUCAACUCGGAGCAACCUUAUAAUCAUUCAGAUUGCCGCCUGGAACAUGCAUCGCUACAUUCAGUCUCUUCACGGAACACAAGUUUCGGAAACUCCACAGCUUCCAAAGUUCUUCACCCCGAUCGACGAGGUUGACAUCUCCGUGGAAAUGUGCGGAGUCAAAUUUGAGAACCCAUUCGGACUCGCUUCUGCUCCGCCAACCACCUCUGGACCGAUGUGUCGUCGUGCUUUCGAGCAGGGAUGGGGAUUCAUUCUCACCAAGACAUAUGGUCUUGACAAAGACUUGGUCACCAAUGUCUCGCCACGUAUUGUCCGUGGUUCAACCAGCGGUCCACUCUUCGGGCCUAACCAGGGAUCGUUUAUGAAUAUCGAAUUGAUCUCGGAGAAAGCCUGCGAGUACUGGCUUCAGUGCAUCAGAGAACUGAAGCGUGACCACCCGACUAAGAUUGUGAUCGCUUCUAUCAUGUGCACAUACACUAAAGCGGAUUGGGUCGAGUUGGCCACAAAGAGUGAAGACGCUGGAGCUGAUAUUCUCGAGCUGAACCUUUCGUGCCCCCACGGUAUGGGUGAGAAGGGUAUGGGACUGGCUUGCGGGCAAAACCCAGAAAUUGUAAAGGAAAUCUGCAAAUGGGUCAGAGCCGCCGUGAAGGUAAGCAGAACUCUAUGAAGAUAUUAUCCGAAUAAUAAUUUUAAGAUUCCUUUCUUCCCAAAGAUGACUCCAAACAUCACUGAUGUCCGUGAAAUCGCCAGAGCUGCUAGAGACGGAGGAGCCAGUGGAGUUACCGCCACCAACACCGUUUCUUCUUUGAUGCACAUGAAGGCUGAUGGAACCGGCUGGCCAGCAAUCGGAACCGCCAAAAGAACCACGUACGGAGGAAUGUCCGGAUCGGCUAUCCGUCCGAUCGCCAUGAAGGCGGUCUCUUCAAUUGCCAAUGAGCUCGACGGAUUCCCAAUCAUGGCGACCGGAGGAAUUGAAAGCGCCGAAACCGGACUCGGAUUCCUCAUGGCCGGAGCGUCGGUGCUCCAAGUCUGCUCUGCUGUUCAAAACCAGGAUUUCACAGUUGUCGAGGACUACUGCACUGGUCUCCAGGCCCUUCUCUACUUGUCUGGAGCUGAGUCUCUCAAGGAAUGGGACGGCCAGUCCCCGCCAGUCGAGAAACACCAGAAGGGAAAACCAAUCCUCGUCCAGGGACAAAAGAAACUUCCGUUCUUUGGAAAGUUCAGAGAGGAGCGCGAGAAAAUGGAGGCUCUCACUCUUUCCGAGAAAAACCUUCUCGACACGGAAGAUUAUCACUUUGCCUCGAGGCCAGAUACUCAGGUCGCUAAAGUUCCGACCGUCGAGGAUGUUAUUGGAAAGGCUCUUCCGAGAAUUGGUCCAUACGUUACUUUGGACAACCUGAAACAGAAAGUUGCUAUCAUCGAUGACGUUAGUUUUCCGAAAUUAUUUCUUUUGAUAAUUCUGUCUAUUCAGGAUAUGUGCAUCAAUUGCGGAAAGUGCUACAUGACUUGCAAUGAUUCCGGGUACCAGGCAAUCACUUUCGAUGCUGUCACUCACCAGCCGCAUGUGACCGAAGAUGAUUGCACUGGCUGCACUCUUUGUUACAGGUAACGGCUGGAAUUCAGAGUUCAAAGAUGAAAUUAUUAUUUCUAUUCUAGUGUGUGCCCAAUCCCGGAGUGUAUCCAGAUGGUCCCCAGAACAGGACCAUGGAAAGCUCCAAAACGUGGUGUGAAACCUUCGGUCGAACCAGGAACCCCGAAGGUUGUAAAGGUUGAUAAGCGCGGAAGAGUCAUUCUCGAGUCGACUGGCGGAAUGCAGUAA